Gracilinanus agilis (Agile Gracile Mouse Opossum) is the source of this 1959-nucleotide messenger RNA. It is a transcript of the gene USF2, whose product is annotated as upstream transcription factor 2, c-fos interacting. Gene Ontology annotation, biological process: regulation of transcription by RNA polymerase II. The record is from RefSeq and is a predicted model, not a curated record. The transcript has 10 exons. Gene Ontology annotation, molecular function: protein dimerization activity; DNA-binding transcription factor activity, RNA polymerase II-specific; RNA polymerase II cis-regulatory region sequence-specific DNA binding. NCBI's taxonomy places the organism in Eukaryota, Metazoa, Chordata, Mammalia, Didelphimorphia, Didelphidae. Bases 1 to 1302 code for a protein of 433 amino acids.
AUGCACGCCCCGGGUCCCCAGUCACACCCAGACCGGCCCCCCGCCGCGCGCAGCGGAAGCGCGCAGUGGCUGGCAGCUGGGCCCCGGCCCAGGCCAGCGCGCGCCCGGCCCGGCGGAGACAGGCCGAGCGCGCGCGCGCGCUCCCCAGGGCGGCCUGCCCCCCCUCCAGCCCCCGCCCGCGUCGGCUCCGGGCUCGCGCCGCCGCCGCCGCCGCCGCCGCUGCGCGCGCGCAGCUCUUGCAAAGAAGGGGAAAAAGGGGGAAAAAUAGAAAGCGGCGCCAGCAGCAAGCGAUCGGCGGCCGCGCGGGGCCGGGGCUGGGGCCGGGCGGGAGCAGCCAGCAGUGAAAAGCGAGAGCGGGCGGCGGGCAGUGGGCAGCGGGCGGGCGCGGGAGGGAGGCCAGGCCGCGGCCGCCGCUUCCCCGGGCCUGAGCCGGGCCUGAGCCUGGGUCGGGCCGAGGCCGAGGCCAGGGCCGAGGAGCAGACGGCGGUGGCCAUCGCCAGCGUCCAGCAGGCGGCGUUCGGAGAGCACAACAUCCAGUACCAGUUCCGCACAGAGAAUAAUGGAGGACAGGUAACAUACAGAGUGGUCCAGGUGACGGAUGGCCAGCUGGAUGGCCAGGGAGACACCACGGGGGCUGUCAGCGUGGUGUCCACAGCCGCCUUCACAGGGGGGCAGCAGGCUGUGGCACAGGCUGUGAUCCAGAACCCUUUCAGCAAUGGGGGCAGCCCAGCAGCUGAGGCAGUCAGUGGGGAGGCCCGCUUUGCCUACUUUCCAGCAUCCAGCGUGGGUGAUGCCACAGCAGUGUCAGUGCAGACCACAGACCAGAGCCUACAGGCAGGAGGCCAGUUCUAUGUGAUGAUGACACCCCAAGAUGUGCUUCAGACGGGAACGCAGAGAACUAUUGCCCCUCGGACCCACCCGUAUUCUCCGAAAAUGGAUGGGACAAGAACUCCCCGAGAUGAGAGGAGGAGAGCCCAGCACAAUGAAGUGGAGAGGAGGCGAAGGGACAAGAUUAACAACUGGAUCGUCCAGCUCUCCAAAAUCAUUCCAGACUGUAACACUGACAACAGCAAGACAGGAGCGAGUAAGGGAGGGAUUCUGUCCAAGGCCUGUGACUAUAUCCGGGAACUCCGCCAGACCAACCAGAGAAUGCAGGAGACUUUCAAGGAGGCCGAGAGGCUGCAGAUGGACAACGAGCUCCUGAGGCAGCAGAUAGAGGAACUCAAGAAUGAGAACGCAUUGCUUCGAGCCCAGCUGCAGCAACAUGGCCUGGAGAUUGUCGGAGAGACGUCCCGGCAGUGACACCCCUUCCUGCCCUCUUCCCUGGGGUCUUUGCCACCCCUGUCCCAACCCUUAGCACAGAGAGGGAGAGAGUCUGCCCCCUCCCCCAGCUGCAUUUUUUAUAGUAGAUUUUUAACAAAAAUGGGGAGAAAAAAGCAUUUCCAUGAAUACAGCACCCCACCCCCAACAAAAACCACCCUACCCACCACGUCCACCUUCUCCCAUCUCUGUGUGUUGUCUCUGACUCUCUCCCUUUUCCUCUACCCCAAUUUCUCCACUUUAAUUCAGUCAUGACACCUAACGGCUCCCUGCUGGCCUCCCCUUUCCUGCCUUCACCUUGGUGGAAGGAAGGAGGCAGGACUCAAGGAAAGAAAUCCUUCCUUCCCUUGACCCCUUUCUGCCAGGCCUGCCUGCCCUCUUUCUCUUUCCCUGGAGGUACAGAGACAGAGCUGCUCGGAAGGGAGGAAGCCUUUGGUGGGGACACCUCCACGGCUAGGGGCUGUUUGGACUUGUGGCCCCGGCCUCCCGCCUCCUCAGCUCACUUCCUGACACCCUUACCCCUUCUUUGGGUGUGUGUGUGUGUUUUAAUUUCUUUAUGAAAAAAAAAAAAAGACAAAAAAAAAAGAAGAGAAAGGUAUUUAAACUGCAAUAAACUGGCCCAUGUGGCCCCCGCCUCAA